Polistes canadensis is the source of this 2286-nucleotide messenger RNA. RefSeq names its product protein AATF-like (gene Aatf). The transcript is spliced from 2 exons. Lineage: Eukaryota; Metazoa; Arthropoda; Insecta; Hymenoptera; Vespidae. The record is from RefSeq and is a predicted model, not a curated record. Bases 101 to 1699 code for a protein of 532 amino acids. Gene Ontology annotation, cellular component: nucleolus; nucleus. Gene Ontology annotation, biological process: regulation of transcription by RNA polymerase II.
UAACCUUAAAUUAUGUUUGGAUUAUUGCAUUACAAAUGCACGUGCCAAUGAAACAUCUCUAGGAUUGUUAAUAAGUUAAUCAAUAAAAUCAAAGGAUAUAAUGGCAUUGAAUAAAAAGAAAACGAUAUUAGCUGAUAAGAUAAAUAGUCUUAUAAAUGCAGCACCAACUAAUAUAAUAUCGGACGACGAAAAUGAGGAAACAAAAGCUAAAGUAGUAGAACAUUACGAGGAAAGUGAUGAUUCCGAUGAUGCAACCAGACAAUCCAAAAUUCGUAAACAAAAUGUACAGCUGUUGGAUGAAUUUGACAAAAGGUACGAAGGUAAAAAAGUAUCGAGAAAAGAUGUAUACAAAGAUCAUGAAAGUAAUAGUGACGAAGAGGAACCUGAUGAUAUGGAAGAUGAAUCCGCAGAUGAAAUGAAUGAUCGGAUGGAUGUUGACAACGAUGAUGAAGAUGGUGAUUUAAGUUACGAAGACAAAGAAGAAGAACUUACUGAAGGAUCUAAAGACGAAGAUGAAGAUGAAGAUGAAGAUGAAGAUGAAGAUGAAGAUGAAGAUGAAUAUAAAGAUGAAGAAGGGGUAGAUAAGGACAAUCCGCUUUACAGAGAAAGAGAUGGUGACGCAAACUUUAAAACUAUGUCGGCUAUUAAUGUCAAGGAAGAAAUGGAAAAAGGACAAUGUAUUAAAAAUCAAUUAAGGAUUUGGGAAAGCUUAUUGGAAAUGAGAAUAAAAUUACAACAGUGUCUUGCGGAGAGUAAUCAAAUGCCACAAUACGAUACGCAUAAAAGUUAUAGAAGGGACGCAGACUUUAUGAAAAGAACGAAUGAAGCUAAAUCAAAGUUAACUUUGCUCUUAGAUAAUAUGUUAAAUUUACAAAGUACUUUAUGGAAACAGUUUCCGGAAACUAAAUCUAUAAAUGAAAAUAAAAGGGAAAAUGAGGAAGAACCGGACGAUAAAGAUAAUUCAAUGGACGAAGAAAUUCCUUCCGACACCGAAGAUGAAGAUGAAGAAAAAGAAGCUGAGGUUAGCGAUAAAAAUGUUGACAGUUCUAAUGAAAGUAACACGAAAGAGAAUAACACUCUCAAGAGGAAAUCCAAAUUUGUGGAAUACGAGAAGAUAUUGGAUAAAAGACACAAGUCUUACGUUAAUUACAGAAACUCUGUAAUAAGUAAAUGGGAUGAAAAAACCAGAAUGGCAACGGCUCAGUUAAAAAAAGGUACUAGUCAUACUACGAUAGAGCGAAUAGAUUUUGCUUUAAGUGACAAAGGUAAAUUACUUAAGAUGACACAGUUAAAACGUUCUGAGUACGAUGUAAUUGGUAAAUCUGUUCCUGUGUCGAACGACGAGAAUAAAAGAGUUGAAGAAUACGAUUCAGAAAUUUUUGACGACGAUGACUUUUAUGGUCAACUUCUUAAAGAUUUGAUAGAAUGUAAAUCAUCCGAUAUAGAACCUGAACAACUCCAUAAAUAUCGUAUUGAUCUAAUAGAUAAAAAGGAAAGAGAGAGGAGGAAAAUGAAGAAGGAUAGGAAAGUAGAUACUAGAGCUAGUAAAGGUAGAAAAGUACGAUACAAUGUUCACAAUAAAUUAGUCAAUUAUAUGGCUCCUAUUACAGUGUAUGAUACUUGGACCGAUCUUUCUAAAAAUGAACUUUACAAUUCUUUGUUCGGCAAAAUAAAACCUGUUGAAACGGUACAACAUUAAUUAUCAAAUGAAAUAUAUAUAAAUAUAUAUUGUAGGAUGUAGAACAUCCAUUAUAAAUAAAGUAGGCAUUCGUGAGGAACCUUAAUGAAGGGUCUUUGGUAGUUCAAAAAUUAAAACGGCUCAAACGGAAGACCCGAAUGGUUCGAAUUCCAGUAGUCAAAAAUAAAUCCAAUUGAUCCAUUUUUUGUCACGCGAAUCCUACAAUAUCAUAAAAAGAGAUUAUUUGUAAUAUUAUCAUCUUAUUUGCAUAUGUAUGCAUGUAUCAAAACAAUUACCUCCGUAUCACCAUUAUAAUUAUAAGACUUCCACAUAGAUAUUAAGUUGGAUUAAAUCAUAUUAUAUUAUAUACAGGAUGUCCAAAAAAUUGAUUUACCAAAUUGAACAAUUAGAAAUCUAUCAUAAUCUUCACACGUGUACAAGCUUACAUCAAGGUUGUGAGUUUUAGGACACCCUGUAUACUGUAUUAUAUUAUAUAAUAUAUCACACAAUUUAUAUGAUUAAAUGAAUAUACCUGUAUAAUUAUUGAAUAUUAUAUAUUUUGUAUGUAUUAACAAUGAACAUGAACGAAUAAAUGUUUAACAUAAAUA